Spinacia oleracea (spinach) is the source of this 1137-nucleotide messenger RNA. RefSeq lists its product as uncharacterized. Bases 185 to 649 code for a protein of 154 amino acids. The record is from RefSeq and is a predicted model, not a curated record. The transcript has a single exon. Lineage: Eukaryota; Viridiplantae; Streptophyta; Magnoliopsida; Caryophyllales; Amaranthaceae.
CUCCCUACAUGUCACUCUUGGGUUUAGGGGGGAAAAAUAAUGCAACUCUUUAUAGGAACAAAAAAAAUUCGUUUUUAUUUAACCGUACCUUUCCUACCUCUUAAAAUUUCAAAAAGGGAAAUACUCUAUUAGUACAGUCUACAGAAAUCUGCAAGGAACUUUUCAAAAGGUUCCCUGGAGGAGGAUGCUGUGUUAUAAUAGAGCUAGUCCUCGAAGUAUCUUUAUUACUUGGCUAGCAAUUCUUAAUAGGCUUUACACUACUGAUAGAAUGCAAAAUUGGGGUCUGAACUGCUCUGAUGAUUGUGUGUUAUGUUCUGGUGGAAAGGAGUCAGUAGAACAUCUGUUUUUUGCUUGUUCUUUUUCUGCUACAAUCUGGCAAGCUGUGCUAAAGAAAUUGGGGAUUCAUAGGAGGAGUGCAGGCCUUGCUUAUGAGCUUGGAGAGGCAGCCAAAGCUAGCAAGAAAACUGGUUGCAUUGCUAAGCUUUAUGUUAUGUGCUUCACAGAAACAAUCUACAGCAUAUGGCUUAUGAGGAAUUCUGUUGUUUUCAGGAAUCAUGUGAAAUCAUCUGAGUAUCUUGUUAAAGAAAUUUUGUUUCGAGUGGCUUGUAGAAGUUCUGAUGAACUGAGAAGUAGAUUACUGCAAGAUUAAUUGUUUCUUGUAGUUUGAGGCCUAGUGGUCUGAUUUCCAUGUAUUCCUUGGGUUUUUUUGCCCUUGCUCUUUGGUAUUAAUAUAAUCCUAUUAUUAAUUGCCCAAAAAAAAAAAAAAAAUUCAAACACGUACACACUUCUACUUAUAACUUUCCACCAAUAAAUAAUUGUCACUACUUAUCACAAUGGCAUGACCUCUCAAACAUAAUAGGACAUAACAAAUAACCUGUGUCAGUUUAAUCUUUUACGGGGUAAUUUAAAGUACGACAUAAUAAGUAUGAAAAACACUAAAAAGAAAAGUGUGUAAGAUAUUUACCUGCAAAUGGAGGGCAAUUCUUGAGGAGUAGGAGGAUGAGGAGCCAUGAGACAAUAAAAAGAGUCCCUCCAAUUAGUACUAAGCCCACUAUACAAAUCAUAAUUACUAUUGUAAACCACUUUCUUAGUGACAUCCCUUGUAUAAUAACCUUUCUUAACCUCAAUAUCUUGCUC